GACGGAUUUAUAACGGUAACGGUUGGCAUUUGUUCUUCGUCAACUGUGAGUGACGAAGAACAGAGCGAAGCAAAGUUUAUGAUGGCUACUGCAGCUUCCCCACUGACAACAAUUUUCUCCACGAAUUUUACAGCUUCAAGUAAUUAUUCCAAAAUCCGAUGUAAUAAACUAACCGGUCAUCGCGUUAUUCGCUUUCGGAGCCAAAUAGUUUCCCACUGCCCCUCGUCUUCACUUCGUUGGUCCCCGGAAUUCAAUCUCCGUGCAUCAAGGCGAAUAGGAAGACCUGUUACCGACCAUUUUUCGAAGUCCGUUAUCACUUCAGCGUACGUUAGCGGGCCAGCUUUCGACGCAGUCGUUUCAGAAAAUGACGAGUUUAAAGCGGAGGACUCGCCGGAGCCUGAAGAUAUGGAACCGGAGCCGGCUUAUGUCAUCACUUGGGGGCUGCUGUGGAAAUUGGUGUCUCAGCAUAAGUUGAGGCUGUUGAUUUCAACUCUCACUCUUUUGGGGGGAACCACCUGCACCCUCUCCAUGCCUUUGUUGUCUGGAAGAUUUUUUGAGGUACUUGUGGGAAGGAGAACCGAUUCUCUUUUAAUGCUGCUUAGCAAGAUUGGAGUUCUGUAUACAUUAGAGCCUAUCUGCACAGUUAUUUUCAUUGUAAAUAUGAACACAAUAUGGGAGAAGGUUAUGUCCAGCUUACGAGCUCAGAUUUUUCAGAGAGUACUGAUUCAGAAGGUGGCAUUUUUUGAUCGAUACAAGGUCGGUGAACUUACUGCUUUAUUGACCUCCGAUUUGGGCUCAUUGAAGAAUAUUGUCAGUGAAAAUGUUUCAAGAGACCGUGGUUUCAGAGCACUCUCUGAGGUUGUUGGGACCAUCUGCCUACUCUUUGCUUUGUCUCCUCAACUUGCACCAAUCCUUGGGUUCCUCAUGCUAACAGUGUCAACUUUUGUUGCUGUGUACAGAAGGACAACUGUCAAGGUUUUCAGAGCUCAUGGUAUGGCUCAAGCAGCUAUAGUUGAUUGUGUGACUGAAACAUUAUCUGCUAUUCGGACUGUAAGAUCUUUUGGUGGGGAAAAACGUCAAAUGUCCAUGUUUAGUCACCAGGUUCUUGAGUACCAGAGUAGUGGCAUAAAGCUUGGAGCAUUCAAAUCCUUUAACGAAUCAUUAACUAGGAUUGCAGUGUAUGUGUCUUUGAUGGCUUUAUAUACCCUCGGAGGAAGCAAAGUAAAGGCUGGCGAAAUGACUGUGGGAACGAUGGCUUCAUUUAUUGGAUAUACUUUUACAUUGACAUUUGCGGUUCAAGGCCUAGUGAACACCUUUGGAGACCUUCGUGGAGCCUUUGCAGCUACUGAUAGGAUUAAUUCUGUAUUAUCUGAUUCUGAAAUUGAUGAGCCGCUUGCUUAUGCAUUACAAAAAGAAAUCAAACAGAAGAAAAAGCAUGCUAAAGAGUUUGAAAUUUUUUCUGCAAAUGGCUCUGGAAGUAUAACACAAGAUCUGGAGGUGACAGGCAGAAUCUCUUUGAAAUCAGCUGGCAGCGUUCGUAGCCUUGCUGGGUCUGGUGAUAUUUGUCUUGAAGAUGUGUACUUCUCAUAUCCAUUAAGGCCCGAUGUUGAGAUUCUGAAUGGUCUUAGUCUCACUUUAAGGCGCGGAACUGUUACUGCCCUAGUUGGUCCAAGUGGCGCUGGAAAAAGUACAAUAGUACAGUUACUGGCUCGUUUUUAUGAGCCAACCAGAGGUCGAAUAACCGUUGCAGGAGAGGACGUCAGAACGUUUGAUAAGAGAGAAUGGGCUCGAGUUGUUUCGAUAGUGAAUCAAGAACCUGUACUUUUCUCUGUGUCUGUUGGAGAAAACAUUGCCUAUGGGCUCCCAGAUGAGAAUGUAUCCAAGGAUGAUGUGAUAAAGGCAGCAAAAGCUGCUAAUGCGCAUGAUUUUAUCAUCUCAUUGCCACAGGUGGUCAUUUUUAACAUGUACGGAGUAGUUGAUGUUUAUCUUCUUUUGCAGAUUGGUUAACUGUUUUAUUUUUUUCCCCUUGAUGAUAGGGUUAUGACACUCUUGUUGGUGAGCGUGGGGGGCUGCUAAGUGGAGGACAGAGGCAGAGAAUUGCCAUCGCAAGGGCAUUGCUGAAGAAUGCCCCGAUCCUGAUUCUUGAUGAGGCUACUAGUGCUUUAGAUGCUGUGAGCGAGCGUCUUGUCCAGAAUGCUCUGAACCGUCUGAUGAAGGGAAGGACAACGUUGGUCAUUGCUCACAGAUUGAGCACAGUUCAGAAUGCAGACCAAAUUGCUCUCUGCUCAGAUGGGAGGAUUGCUGAGAUGGGGACACACUCUGAGCUGUUAAGUAGGAAGGGGCAAUAUGCUACCCUGGUUGGCACCCAGAGGCUUGCAUUCGAGUGACACUGCUAAAACAACAGGGGUUCCUCUCAACUGCAAGGCAAAUGAAUUGCAAGACCUCAAAUAGAAUCUCAGGUAAUUUUUGCUCAUAUUCAGCACACGAUCUCAUAAAAUUUGUCUAAUUUCGUUUAACGAAGUACUCUGCAUUGUUUUAUAGCCGAUUCUAGCUUGCUUUUAGAGAGCGGAACAUUGGAUGGUUGAGUUGUAGAUAAAAGAAAAAGCUCCCUAUGAUUGACAAACAUAAUUUAUGUGCCAUGACUAGGUACUACUACAGAAUAUAACAGGAACAUGAGUUUACUAUGUUGUGAAGUGCGGUUUAUGUGGCUGUACUGUCAACAUUUUGUAAUACUAGCAGUUUGUAUACGUUUGGAUCAUGAACUCAUGAAUAUAUCAAAGCUAUUUGCAUAAAAAUGGUAGUGGAUUUUCUUUGGGUUUUCAAGUAAUUAUCAUUAGUCGUUGCCACUUUUAACCAUGAUAUUAUUUUACAAGUAUGCAUGGUAAAAAUGUUUCUGUAUUAGUUACUACACAGUGGAUAUGGAGAUGACAGCAUUCAUCUUGGCUAGGCACUCAGUCGGUAGGCCAAGGAAUAAGUUCAUGAAGCCGUCGUCAAUUGGUUGAACAGUGGCUACUCCGACAAGCCGGCAUUUACCUUCUUUGUCUAAUCUUUCCCCCCUUCCACUUCUUAAAACCCCUUUUGAUUCUUCUGAUGUUAAAACUGUGCCCACCAGCAAAGGUGGAGCUUUGUAAAGGUUCCCUACUGAAAACAGGAACUUGGCUUUGAACUCAAGAUCAACCUGGUACGUAUGAAAAUUAGCCCAUGAGAUGAGCAUUCUGGCCAGAGUAUAAAAAGUUAACUAGAACAAAACAACAUACCUUGCCAGUAUCUUGAUUGAUGGUUCCUUUGAAUGCCUCAGGAGCUAUAUCAAUUUUAAGAAAAGGUGGCAAUGGUAGUCCCAAGAAUCUAGUGGUGGCAGUUGUCAAUGGAGGAAUAUAGAGUGUGUUCACGUCGAAAUUAACAUUUAUGAUAUUCCCUUCAUUGCUUUUCGAACCUGUCCCAGUGCCGGCACCCCCUUGAGCAUUGUACUCAAAAUCCGGGUAUCUAGAGAUACCCAGCUUGCAAGAUGGCAAGGUCUGAAAUUUGACGUUAUAUGCUUCAGUUCCUGAUAUUUGGGUAGUGGCCGGAAUCGGCUGAUCAAUCUUACUGUAGGAGGCGAACAAGGAGACUAUAGUUUUGCGGGGUCUGGAAAUCGGUACAGCCAAGGAGAAUGAACAUGAAUGGAUUAGCCUAUUCUGUGAAAUUCUGCAGAUGAAUGGAGAAUCUGGGGGGCGAAUUCGCGAGUGCAUUUUUACCGGUUAAACAGUAUAACGAAAUAUAUAUCUGAAUGCGAUUCCUCUAAAUGGACUGUGAUGUGCGGGAGUUCGUGUAAGAAUAGAAAUUCGCAAGUGUUUUGAGGCCUUCACCGUUAUUCAGGAAAGGCUGAUUAUUGUCCACGAGUUGGGAAGCAACCUUAUCUUUAUCAGUUAUGGCCUAAGACAGAAAAAUGCAAAGAAUCUACCAAACUUAAUAUUGUCCAUGUAAUCCGACUACCCUUCAAAUAGUUAAAGAUCUUUUUAUCAUUUUUGGUUUUUAUCUUUUUGGGCAGAGAGUUCAGAGUAUCAACAUCAAAGCUCUGCUCCUUAACUAUCAAAAAAUCCCCCAGCAGGUAAAAUCUGGAGUGUGAU
Molecule: messenger RNA, 4106 nt
Organism: Oldenlandia corymbosa var. corymbosa
Lineage: Eukaryota; Viridiplantae; Streptophyta; Magnoliopsida; Gentianales; Rubiaceae
Source: the annotation of a GenBank genome assembly